Messenger RNA from Notolabrus celidotus (New Zealand spotty), 988 nucleotides. RefSeq lists its product as uncharacterized. The transcript has 6 exons. Lineage: Eukaryota; Metazoa; Chordata; Actinopteri; Labriformes; Labridae. The record is from RefSeq and is a predicted model, not a curated record. The coding region runs from base 139 to 831 and encodes 230 amino acids.
UUUACAGAUCCAACAUGAGGAAAAUACAAAGACUGGGGUCUGACACACUCUCUGGACAUCUGGCAAGCAGCAAAGAACCUGGCCAAAAAAUUGCAUGCUGCUGGCUCUGUCAAACUACAGUCAGGGAUCCAUCAGUGGAUGAGACAUAUUGUCAAUCACUUCUGGUACUGCUGUAAACAUGCAGUAACAGAGGAGAAAUUCAAAAUAAUGUGGCAUGGAGUCCUCCACCAUGUAAGAGACAAGAACAGCUGGUCUUUUGGGAGCUGUGACCACGGGCCACUUGAUGAGAACACCAGAGAUAAGCCAUGGAUGGUGCAAGGCUCUCCCUUACAUCAGGCUCUUGUGACCAUCGUCCCUGAUAAACGCUGGCUGAAGGAUGUGAAGAAGUUUACCAACUUUCACACAACAUCAGACCUGGAAUCCUUCCAGAAUCACAUCCUUAUGUAUGCAGGAAAGCGCUUUUCAUUCAGCUCACCAGUACGCACCCUUCUAGCAGCAACUGACUACAACUACCACAACAACAGGCCUGCAGCUCAGGACGCUGAUGGCAAUAAAAUGAACAAAAGGUGCUACAACAAGACCACCAAAACAUGGAGCGUCCACACACUGAAGGUCCAAAAAGACUACAGCUACAUCCCUCAACUUCAGAAAGAAAUCCUUGGGAGACGUUUAAACUCUGGAAAGGGACUUCCAAAAACAAGACCAAUGAGACCUGAUGACCCAAGGAGACUUGGACAUGUUGCUGGGAUUCCUCCACCACCUACAGCAGAACUACUACAAGCUCGCAUCACACAAGGAGACGUUUGUACACAUAUGCAUAUUUUUCUUUGAUCAUUUACAUGACAGACACUAGGUAUGACAUAUCUCAUAUCUGUGUAUCAUAGUUUGGUUAUUGAUAAAGCAGUAUAACUGACCACACAAUAAUAAUAACUAGUGUUCAUCACACACAGCACAAUCCUACUUUUAGAAUCAGUUAUGACACAUUUAA